This is a messenger RNA of Exophiala viscosa, 2375 nucleotides long. RefSeq lists its product as uncharacterized. The transcript is spliced from 3 exons. Lineage: Eukaryota; Fungi; Ascomycota; Eurotiomycetes; Chaetothyriales; Herpotrichiellaceae. The record is from RefSeq and is a predicted model, not a curated record. The coding region runs from base 396 to 2093 and encodes 565 amino acids.
UAACGUCUGUCCAGCCUUGGUCAAGCAAAGCAACGCAUCACGCCAGCGGACUAGUCUCAACACCUUUGGGCGACCUCGGGGGUACCUGACCCGGGAUUAUGUCUAUUGAAUCGCUAGCCACCAGUGCGUAGCAUGGGCAAACAGCACUAGCGUUCAAGAUAUGAUGUCUAAUCCAACUCCGCAAAAAGUCUUUGUUGAGGCUGGCCAGACCUACACAGGCUCUCUUCCCCUCCCAGUUGCGGCACCGUCUGGCAACGAGACCGCGAAUCCCAGUGUCAAGGCAACCCCAUUCCUUGCCGCCGUGUUGGUCGCAAAGACCUCAACAACUAAUGAAAGUGCCACUGUCGUGGACUGUGAUCCAUCUACGGUGCAGCUCAUAACCAGUACUGUAUCAAAUGACACCAUAUCUUGGACGGCACCAGAUGACGGUACAUACAUCCUGGUGGCAGCUUAUGGGCGUGGUACCGGACACCAUCCUGUCAGAUGAGCUUGGUGCUUAUGGCGUGACAUGGAGGUUUCUCUUGGGCACAUACAACUUGGACGCGUCGUUGAGUGUCAGUCAAGGCGUCAUUCACGGGUUCCCUUAUCGAGAUUCUCCUGAUAGCCAGUGGCCAGGAUUCGCACCUUUCACUCCCCUCGGAACUUCCAACGGGUUUGCCGACGCAUGGGGACCUCGACAGCCGCACUGGUUGUUUGCCAACAAUGCAAGCCUGUACAUGGCGAAUGCCGCAAAGCUUCUUCAAGACGGCGGGCCUUCGGUUGACAUCGCCAUCCUCAACCAGGAUUGGGGCGUCACAGCCACAUGGGCUGAUACCUCUCUCAAUGACGGAGGGUAUUCCUACCAAUUCCCCAGUCCAGGAUUGCUCUCCAACAAUAAUGUCACAGUUGAUAAUGCUCGACUGGCACCCAAUGGGCCUAACUACAGGGCAUUGCUCGUCAACGAAACCGCAAUGGAUGUCAGCACAGCGGAACUAUUGCUGUCGUAUGCCAAGGCAGGGCUACCGAUCAUCUUCUUGGACCAGCUCCCAAACACCACAUUUUCCUUCUAUUCUCAGCAGGAGACUGCCGAUGCCACUCUGGCUUCCGUACUAUCGCAGAUUCAAGGUUUGUCGACCACAAAGCUGCUUUCAAACACUACCAGCCUUGUCAGCAUUUUGAAGGGACUGGGAGCUCCGCCUUCCGUGCAAUACACGUCAGGUUACAAUGUGAGUUUCAUCACCCACAGGCGGACUAUGGACUCGGGCUAUCUAUAUUGGAUCUACAACAACGGAGAUGGCGAAUCCACCCAAAGCGUCAGCCUGGAAGGCACAGGAUCACCGUAUGCUAUCAACCUAUGGACUGGAGACGUGGAGCCAAUUGCCUCAUACCCCAGUGUUGAAAGCUAUGUCACGCUCAAUGUCACUCUAGCGGCUACCGCGGCUGCUGCCAUCUAUGUCGGAACCACCAAGACAUUCAAUGCACCAACCCUGCAACAGUAUCUCGUCUCGACAGAUUGUGGCAACUAUGUCGACGGCACUACCAUUCACUUGAUCUCCAACGUCAGUUGUUCGGCAACUACAUCUGCUGGUAAGACUGUAAGUGUUUCUCCUCAAGUUGAGGAGCCUGUAACUCUCACGGAUUGGACUUUGGUAGUGCAAGACUGGGGUCCAGCUGCUAUCAACGAGACCGGCUUGAACUCAUCACUUACUGUCAAGACGACACUCCCGGCUGUAUCUCUCACAUCGCUGGCCGCCUGGCCGAAUAUCACGGGCCUUCAAUAUGCCAGUGGACUUGGCUAUUACAACACGACGGCUUCUUUGAACCUGUCCGGCAGUGACGUUCGUGUUCUCUUCGGCAUUGGCUCCGUGGACGGUGAAUGGAGUCUCACCAUAAAUGGGAAGUCUGUUCCUGGCAUCGAUCAAUUUAGCAGUGUCCCACUUGAUGUGACGGACUAUGUGGUAGACGGUGACAACAAUAUCGAGAUCCUGGUUGCGACCACGCUCUGGAACAAACUCAUUGAGGUCUGGCCGGCGAUUUAUGGCACCUUUGAAGAACAGCUUAUUGGCCUGCUUGGACCGGUCACGCUCACGUACGUCCAGGACGUGACUGUCUAAUCAAGCCACCUCUGGCUCAGAUAAUCGUGGUGAUACUGAUGGAGCGGCUUAUGUUCUGUCCAUACCCUCAGCGGGUUGACUAAGUGGCCUGAACUGAGAUAUAGGGAUCGGCUGAAGUCAACAGGCAAGGGUCGUUCUCGAUGCAAAACGGUGGAGAUCGUGGUCCGAUGGCGGCCGCGUAGCUCCAAUUCAAUUGGUGGUCCGACUACGUAGUGCCUGCCUUUUCAUAAAAGUAUUCUGUCUAGAUGACAUUCGAUCUUUGACCUACAUUGAUAAGCAGCG